Molecule: messenger RNA, 4735 nt
Organism: Gymnodraco acuticeps
Lineage: Eukaryota; Metazoa; Chordata; Actinopteri; Perciformes; Bathydraconidae
Exons: 3
Coding region: 1708-2877 (389 amino acids)
Source: RefSeq, a predicted model, not a curated record
GGUUGGGGGGUAGGAAUAGGGCUGAAAUCACAAGUCCCAUGGGAGGUACUCGGUCUACACAGGUCUGUCUCCUGGCCCUGUAUAAAAGAUGCAUAUAUAUAUAUAAAAUGGUAUUUACAAUGAAAAGAGCACUACGCUGUGACAACAACAAAAAUCAACACAACCAAAAAACUCCACUUCAAAUAACUGCAUGAUGACUAGGAAAGGCUUACUUGGUAACCGGUUUAAAGUCCCUCAAAUGUUAGAAUCUGGAAUUACCUCAUUUUCAUCAUGAUUGAGUCUCCAAAUGGUUCUUCUUCUUCUGAAGUGCUCAGGCCCGGGAAGGAGAUCACGCAAGUCCUCCUUAGAGAGGCUGGGCAGCAUGUCUCUGCUUAUAUUAGCAGCUGAAAACACAUUUAACCACACAGUUAAUAAUAAGGUAAAAAGCAACUAAUAACAUAUUUAUCUAAAUACAUAAAAUGAAAGAGUAAUGUACAUUUCUGGCUGGCUUCACAAGAUUUUCUUUAACAUUAAAAAAUGUAUUGCACUUACUUAUAAUUGAUUGAAAAAAUUGCUGUUACAAUAGGUUCAUCCAGAGUUAAAGUUAUUUUGGCCAAAUGAAAAGGCACCAGGGAAAUGAAUAAACGAGGCAUGUUGUUAGGAUAAAUCCAUAACACAAAUGUGUAAAAUCUCAUAGGCUAUAAAAGUUAUACAUUUUCAGCAUCUUUUAUAGUACAAUAAAACAAAUCUUGAUGUUUAAGAGCAAACACAGUUAAACUUAUUUUCAAAACAGUGUCUUUACCUUGAAAUCUUUAUUCAAAUAAGCAUAAUUUACGUCCCAAGCCUGCUUAUAUCCAAAGGACAGUGUAGUUUCAAUAGCCUGCACUGCACUAUCAUACAACAACGCAUUUGUAAAUGCUGUCUACAACAAAGAAGGGCGCCAAAGAUGGCUAUGCUAGUGUACAACAAAGAAGGGCGCCAAAGAUGGCUAUGCUAAAUACUUUACUGUCAGUUGUGGAAGGCUCAUUUGCUUCUUGACAUUAUUUCUGGCAAUAAAACAGUAUCAACUAAAAUGUUAACCACGAUUUGUCGAUUGUGCCGUUAUUAACAGCUUACAGUAGAUAUUAGCUAAGUUAACUAGAUAUGUAGCCAGCCUAGCUAAGUCCAACCGAUUCAAAUAAUGUAAAGCUUGCUGGAGAGGUGCAGUAUAAAAUACAAAAUUACAUUACCUUUUAAUGCUGCAGUUGCUAUAGGAUCCAAGCAUGUGAUAUCUCUUCCAUUUUCAUCCAUGGCGUAGUUUUAAUGUUCAAUCACUUGCAGAGGUUCAGUCUUCUGCCUGAAGGAAAGCUAGCCAGCAACGUCCUGAAGCUAGGUGCACCUGACCUAACACACGCCCUUAACGGACCCUCUUCGCGGUUCCCAUUGGAAGGUACCAUUUCUUAAAGAGGGGUGACAGAGAUAUUUUAUAUGUUGCAAAUAUUAGGAAUAUUAAUAACUGAUGCGGUCAUAGGUAACAUUUCAAACAUCUGUUUCUAGAUGCACAUCAUUCCACAAGUUAUUCCCCGGCAUUAUUAUGACGUGUAUAUAUAUAUAUAGGAAGACGACUCACCGGCCUCCCCCAUACAGCUAGAGAAUGUGAUAAACCCACUUCAUUAGUUAUUUUCCCCAACGUGUACAUGGCCUGCUGCAGAAACGUUUUAAUAUAGUUAACUUUUGGAAGAUUUCACGAUGCUUUGGCGGUGCGUUAUCUGCUGCGUUUUUAUAACUUUUUCACUGAAAUUAUUAUUGAGCCAUAUUAAUCGACUGCACAGUCGCAGCUCUGACUUCAGGUUGCUCUGUGGCAUUGAUGGAUGCACUGAGGAAUAUAGAGUGUACAACUCAUUCUACCAUCAUGUAAAGAGAAGACACUUUCAACAUCUUCUUGAAGACACCAGACCUGGCGACGCCACACGUGGAGAUGAAAACCGACAGGAGGAAACCCAAGGACCGCAGCAAAAAGACAACAUUCAACCCGAUCAGCUUCCAGCCGACUCCAGCAGCGAGGAUCAGAACCUUCACACACCUGACUCAGUUGAAGAGCAAAUGGGCAUCGACCAAGAUGGAGCUGUCACAGUGCACCAAAAAGGCAUGAAUGACAUUGUUGCUGGGGUACAGCAGUAUCAAUCAUCACUAUUGGACAACCUCAGGACGCAGAUGAAGGAAGUUCUAAAGAAGAAUUCAGGAAGUACAACCAAUCAACUUGGAAAAGAUGCAAUGGAUAUAUUUGACAGUUUCAUUGACCCCUUUGCUAACGUUUCAACAACAUUUCGCCAGAACAGUGUUAUUAGGAAGCAGUUUUGUUGUGUGGAUGCAGAGGAAAUUCCAAUUGCUCGAACCAUAUACAGGAAGAAACGUGGAGGAUCAACAGAUUUUGUCAUCAAAGACAAAUUAUUUUAUUAUGUACCAUUAGUCAAAAGUGUAGAGCAGUUCCUAUUACAUCCGAGGAUUUUGACUAUGAUUGAAGAGGUACCCCAGAGGUGCAGUGAAGGUUUUUUUCAUGACCUUGUUGAUGGUUCUCUUUUAAAAUCUCAUCCCUUAUUUUCAGAGAAACCAAAUGCACUGCAGAUUAUUCUGUAUACAGACGAAAUAGAGAUCUGUAAUCCACUAGGAUCCUUUUCAUCAAAGAACAAGUUGUUAAUGGUGUACUACACCCUAGGAAAUAUAAAUCCAAAUUACAGGUCUAAGCUGGCUGCUAUUAGGCUACUUGCGAUGGCUAAAUCAGCAGACCUCCGUCAAUCUGGUGUAGAUGUAAUAUUGAAUAGAAUAAAGGAAGACAUGGAUGCAUUGUACAGUGGUGUUAAAAUUCAAACUAUUAACGGGGAGAAAACAAUACAUGGUGCUAUGGUUUCUCUCUGGUGACACCCUGGCACAGCAUGAACUCGCAGGGUUCAAAGAAGGAGUGGGCUUUGCUUACUGUGAGUGUUCUUUUGAGGACAUGCAGUCACAAUUCAACGAGGAUGCAUAUAUUAAAAGAACAUUGGAGAAUCAUGUCAGACAGUGUGAUGAAAUAGAAAAGGCUAACACAGACUUGCUUCGCAACAGCCUUAGAACAACAUAUGGGAUCAAUCGAAGGAGCAAGUUAGUUGACUUCUCAUCCUUUGAUAUUAUUCGGCAAACCCCGCAAGACAUUAUGCAUGUCAUUCUUGAGGGUAUAGCUUCUCUGGAAAUUAAAUGUGUUUUGAAUCAUCUUGUUCAGUCAGGAGAGUUAAAUCUGGACUCUGUGAAUUCAGCUAUUCUUGGUUUCCCUUAUUCGCCUCUAGAUGUUAGAGAUCGACCAUCCCCAAUUUCUCCGAGUACACUGAUGUCAACUGAUGGUAAACUAAGGCAGUCAUCAGGGCAAAUGCUUGUCCUGUUGAGGAUAUUGCCAUUUGUUUUGGAACAUUUGAAAGUCAAUGCAGUUGAUAAUGGACUUAAUAGAGAUUGUUCAAAUAGUGUUUGCACCUGUUCUUACCAUUGCAACUGUGUCAAGGUUAAAGUUACUGAUUGAAAGUCAUUUGAAGCAUUGGAAGGAGCUUUUUCCAGACCACAAUGUUACACCUAAGCAGCAUUACAUGAUACAUUUGCCAUCACAGAUAGAAUCAUUGGGUCCCAUGGUCAGACAUAUGUGUAUGCGGUUCGAGUCUAAGCAUUGUUUAUUUAAGCAAUGGGCCUCCAAGCUCAAUUUUAAAAAUGUAUGCAAGUCUUUGAUUAAUCAGAACCAAAUAUAUGAAAGCUGCCAAAAUGUUGACCCUUCCAAGCACCCAAUUUUUUCAAAUGAAAAGGAGAUGGGUCCUGUAUCUGAGGUUAGAGAUCUACAAUAUUUACAUGGGAAAUUGAGGGACUUCCUAGGUUUUAGUGAAAUUAACCAUGCUGUAUCAGUGAAAUGGCUUGUGAUAAAUGGUAAUAAAUACAUUACUGAGAAGUCCUUGAUCCUUGCCAAUGUACUAAAUGGUAAUACACCCGAAUUUGGACUUGUCAAAAGCAUAUUUCUUGUUGAUUCUAAGCUUUAUUGUUUGGAAUAUCAGCCUUUUCAGUCCAUAUGCUUUGAUAGAAAUGUUAUGGCUUAUCAAGUUGAGGUCCCACACCUUGCACAGGCCACUGAGUUAGUGGAUGCUGAAAAGCUGGUUGAUUUUACCUCUUAUUACACAAUCAGCAGAAAGGGCCAAACCUAUGUACAAGUGAAAUACUAUCUUGGGGAUGUAAUGGAAUUGCACAACAGUUCAAAUGACUCAUAGUGUGUUUCUUUGAUAUGAUGAUGUUGAAACAUUUAAAGCAAACUUAGCAGGUUUAAAUGUAGGACUAAGGUCCUGACUUAGGAUAUGUUAUUAGCAGAUUCAAAUGUUAGCUGUUUGGAUUCCAGAUGCGUUUUGCAUUAUAGUUUGCAGUGUACCUAAAUCAUCUGUAUCUUUGUAUAAUACUGGGUCUUUCUUUCAGGUUGUUUUAAAUGUUAAUUACAUAACAUGUUAUCAGCCAUUUAGGUGUUUAUCACAAUGCUGUUUAUGUUUGCUAAAUGCCCUUGGCCUGAAUAAUGUUACCUACUUUAACUUUUCAAAUGAGAUGUUUGCACAUAUUGCUCAAUCACUUUAGCUUGCUGAAGAAUAAUACAUGCUGAAAAGAAUGUUCUUAAUGCAGUAGUUUGACUUGGCUGGUGCUGUUAUUUCUGUAUACUGCAUUUCAUAUAUGGACAUACUUAAUUGAUGUACUGGGUUUUAGAGCGACAAUAAAACAAUGAAUUUCA